AUGGUGGCCGGGCACGAGCUGUUCCCGACAGCCCCAGAAGCGAGUACCCAACUAAUGGAGACUUUGAAAGCUCCGGAGGAAGGCCCGGUCGCAAAUGGUGAGCUGAAGAGAUUAAAGUCCUCCAACAGGCGCCACUCGAUGUCCCGGACGCCGAACUGGUCCCUCUCCUUCCUGGCCGGGUCCAAAAGGCGGCGUCUCGUCGCCCAGAGGAUCGGACCGGUCGGGCCUGCGACCGAGAUCCCAACGGAUGAGGAGCAGGUCAUGGCUGAGCACCAGCCCUUCUCUAUACUAUACAACGAGUUCUUCCCGAAAAACAGGACCGUUAGAAGGCGGGAAAUACCGGCGGUGAAGGUGGGAGUGAAGAGGAGGCGCGCACAGCAUACCAUAAUGUAUAACUUCCUCCAGAACCUCCAUAAGCGUAGUCUGAAGUCUGUAGCCAAACGGGUCCUCGACAGCGAUCUCCCUUAUGAGGGACUUGUUGCCAAACGCGCCUUUUUCGACGAGGACUUCUUGCGCAAGUGGAAACCGGUGUUUGAAUGUCCCUGUCAUGUGGACCUGGCCGGAGACCAUCCCGGCCCGCCGAUGAACGAAUUAGCUGCACCCAUCAAGGUGGCCGAUGUCGCUGCUGUAAUUGCAUCAUUAAAAGAAUCAUCCCCUGGACCUGAUGGCCUCCGCCUUUCCAUCCUGCGGGGAAUCCCCGUAGAGGUCAUCAUCAUUAUGUACAACCUGCUACUGCUAAAAGGACCGCCACCCACCAGGGGCAAAGCCGGUAACAUCUUCACCUCUCAGGUGACUUUCAUCAAAAAGGUGGAGGUGCCCGGCGAUGCUCUUGAGUUCCGUCCCAUCGCCAUCGGGAAUUACUUCGUGAGGGUCUUUCAUCGGGUGCUUGCGAGCCGGUUUGAGGCAGCCUAA
Messenger RNA from Acanthosepion pharaonis, 912 nucleotides. NCBI's taxonomy places the organism in Eukaryota, Metazoa, Mollusca, Cephalopoda, Sepiida, Sepiidae. The record is from the annotation of a GenBank genome assembly.